Molecule: messenger RNA, 1444 nt
Organism: Telopea speciosissima
Lineage: Eukaryota; Viridiplantae; Streptophyta; Magnoliopsida; Proteales; Proteaceae
Product: mitochondrial import inner membrane translocase subunit TIM50
Exons: 10
Coding region: 39-1106 (355 amino acids)
Molecular function (GO): phosphoprotein phosphatase activity
Source: RefSeq, a predicted model, not a curated record
CCCUACUUUCUUCAUUUUUAAAGUGAGGGUUUAAAACUAUGCAUCAAAUCGUUCGAUCUCGUCUUCUUCCGUUUAUCUCCAAGAGCUGUAGAACCUUCUGUUCUAAUGUUUCUGCAAAUCCUACUAAGGAACCUAUAGUCGCUUCUGCAUCUCUUCUAAAUGAUCAACCUCCUCCGUCUUCUUCAACUCCUCCUCCUCCAACUACAACCCAGAAUAAAUCAUGGAAUUUCCUCAAGUUUGGAAUUUUCGGAGCUCUUACUACUGCUGCGGCCACUGCCGGUUAUGCUACCUACGCUUACAGCUUGGACGAAGUGGAUCACAGGACAAAGGGUAUACGGGAAUCUACAAAUUACACUGUGGAGGAUGAUGCGUCUGCUCUAGAUAAAUUUCAGGCUGUGCUUUAUUCAACUGCGAUGACAGUGCCUGCCAAAACAAUUGAGUUGUACCUGGACCUCAGGAGAUCAAUUGAAGAGCAAGUUAAGGGAUUUACCGAACCAUCCUCAGACAAGCUACUUCCUGACUUACAUCCUCAAGAGCAGCAUGUAUCUACACUUGUUCUUGAUCUAAAUGAGACACUAAUAUACUCUGAUUGGAAGCGUGACAGAGGCUGGAGAACAUUCAAGAGACCUGGAGUUGAUGCAUUCUUGGAGCACCUUGCCCAAUUUUAUGAAAUUGUUGUCUAUUCAGACCAGCUGAGUAUGUAUGUAGAUCCUAUCAUGGAGAGACUUGACAAGAAGGGAUGCAUACGGUAUAGGCUAUCAAGGUCUGCAACUAGAUACCAAGAUGGAGUGCACUAUAGGGACCUUGCAAAACUGAAUAGGGACCCUUCAAGGGUUCUCUAUGUGAGUGGACAUGCAGAUGAGUCUUGCCUUCAGCCAGAAAAUUGUGUUCCAAUUAAGCCUUGGAAGCUUGAAUCAGAUGAUACUGCACUUGUGGAUCUUAUUCCAUUUCUUGAAUAUGUGGCCCGCCACAGACCUGCUGAUAUAAGACCAGUUCUAGCCUCUUAUCAAGGACGGGACAUUGCUAAGGAAUUUAUUGAGCGGUCGAAAGAGCAUCAGAGGCGGAUGCAAGAACAGAAGCAGCAUGGCCAUUUUUGGCGACGUUAAGGAAGAAGAGGAAUAGCUGAGUUACGAAGAAUUUUAUUCCAUGGGCAAGUGGGGCAAAUAAUUUUUAUUUUAUCUGAUGAUUUGGAUCUUCUUUUCUUGCAAUUCCUAGGGAUGUUCAGCUUGAGAGAGGGUUCUGACAGCUCAUUUUGAUCAUGGUGCCAUAUCCUUAUUUCGCCUAUUGAUAAUUUACUAAUAGGACGAAAAGAGGGGUCAUUCUUUUGGGAAGGUCUUAUUGUCUUGUUGCUCCUUGUAUGUUGGGAUGAAUUUUGACUGGAGUUCUUUACAAAUUGCCUUUCAGAAAAAUUUUCCAGAAGUUAUAACUGAUGAUUUGUUUGCCA